Folsomia candida is the source of this 1558-nucleotide messenger RNA. Its product is annotated as activating transcription factor 7-interacting protein 1. Gene Ontology annotation, molecular function: protein binding; transcription coregulator activity. Bases 233 to 1426 code for a protein of 397 amino acids. NCBI's taxonomy places the organism in Eukaryota, Metazoa, Arthropoda, Collembola, Entomobryomorpha, Isotomidae. The record is from RefSeq and is a predicted model, not a curated record. The transcript is spliced from 6 exons. Gene Ontology annotation, cellular component: transcription regulator complex; nucleus. Gene Ontology annotation, biological process: regulation of DNA-templated transcription.
AAUGGUGCACACAUUUUUCAUUGUAUGUCCUCAUAUUGGAUCGAGAGUUUCGUAACUUCGUGCUGCAACACACUUUCCAUCCAGUUUUUACGCAACCUUUCGUUCAUCACGUUUUGUGCUUACGGCAGCUGAGCAUAACCAGCAAACAAGCAAAAGUUGAACAAUUUUUGAUAAUUUUAUUUGUCCAUAAAUGACUAAGUAAUAUAAGCUAAAUUUUCCAAUAAAUUCCAAAAUGUCUCCGACUAAAUGUAAGGAUGGUUUUACCCCAGAAGUUAUUACACUUGAUGACGCACCGUAUGAAAUUUUAGAAUCACCGUCAAGCAAAAAAAUUCGGGGAGAACCUUUAUUAGACGAGGGUCAAAUUUCUUCAAGUUAUUAUUUAAAGCAGAUUUUAUCCUCGCCUAAUAAAGUUGAAGUUAAGAGAAUGAGCCGAGAAGAGUUGGAGGAUUUGGUCUUGUGCAAAGUUGCACAAGUUUUAUUACACGAUACGGAAGAGGGGAAAUACAGGAUGAAGAUAAUGGGCCUUGAAAAACAAAGAGAUCGACUUAAAGACAGAGUUAUUGCGCUGGGUAAACAGGUAAUGGAAAUGGAAAAAGCCGUGUCACUCCUUUUACACGAAGCACUAAAAGCCGAAAAUACCAGAAGCAUAUUAAGACCGAUCAAGCUGUAUCGAAGUGUUGGACUCCAAGUCGACACGGGGAAAGCGCCUUCAAAAUUAGCACAACAAAAAGCGAUCGCCCCCAAGCAAAAUCUCGUAACUCGGUCGUGUCAAACAAAUUCAACGCCCGUAUGUCAAGCAGAGACGCAGACUGAUAUUUCACAGUACCCAAAACCUCCAGCGAAAAAUGGUACAACUCGGUCGAAAAUUGUGGCGGAAGCUGUGUCUCGAUCUACCAAUUUCAUCCAUAAAACAUCCCCGAAUACUUUAAGCAAUCCGAAAAAGAAUGCUGAUCCCAUGAGUUUAUCAACCACUCCAGGCAGGCAGAAUCACGUACCGCGACAAACUAAUAAUGUGACGUAUCAAGUUAUGCAAGAACCCAAUUCUGGAAGAAUAUUACAAUUGGUCCCAUAUUUACCAAAUGCCUCGCCAAAACUGACCCACGUUCGACCAUCCCUCUCUUUAGCGAGAAAUCGUACUGGAGGGAUAACUCUGUCGUGGCAAAUGCCUCAAUCCGUGGCUGCAGUUGACAUGGCGGGGUACGAAAUUUUCUCCUUAUACAAGUCCAAGGCCGGGAAGGAAGAAUGGAAACGAAUUGCGGAAGUAAAUGCUAAACCUUUUCCGGAAUUGAAUACUUUCACGAUGAAAACCGUCGAGAGAGGAAAACGUCACUCGUUCACUGUCCGAGGAAAAGGGGUGUACGGUCGCGGUGGACCGUUUUCAGUUCCGCAAAGUAUACUUGUGCCAAAACCGGAUGGUAGUAUUUAAUUAGGAAUUUAAUAAAACGCUUCAAUAUUGUGAAUAUAUCUACAGCUAGGUGUGCAUGCAUAAUUAUUAUGAUUAAACGCUGAUGUAUGUAUGUAUUUAGUAAAUAAAUUUUUAUAGAGCAUGAUAACAUUA